AUCUUGAGUGCGGGGAAACAAUGGGAAUUAUGCCGUGCGCGGCGUGGGAUGUAUGCAAAUCGGGACUAAUUCGCACCCCAGUGUUUACUGCACUUUUAACACGUGAGUCGAACAUCGCUGAAUGGGGAUUGAUUAUGAGCCGACUCCUUUCCCUUAUUCAACCUCCUUGAUGACUUGGAUAGGACACUUAAGUGAAAAUAAAGCUAACGACUGUUACGGUUGGUAAAUAUUCCACUCCUGCCAUAUCCUGUUUUGAGGCCGAACAACCUGACAGAAGUCAGAAGCUGGUUUUAGUAAGGGCCCCUGGCGCCUAGUUUCCACAACAUUUGAACUUCGCGGCGUUUUGUUGUCGAGCCCGGGAAGUACCGCGACCUUUAACCUCUGUGACGUAUUCCGACCACCAACCUGCCCCAGCUCGCACGUCCAGCACACAUCUUGACUGCGCGGGAACUUAUCGUAUAAAUAGAGUUUUCCAGUCCGGCUUUCUCAAUCGAGGACUUGCCAUUGUGGACCGUAAUUGUGAACUCUUCAUUUAGAGUUUGUUACGACCUCGUCUGUGGCACAAAACGUAUUACGGACGUACGAAAAUAGGAGGUUUUUUCCCCGCGAGUUCGUCCAGCUGAAAUGUGGGGAGGGGGGUGCCAUGCCUUCCUGCGUAGUUUGUAGUAACUCCCGCAAGAAAGGUUUCAACAUCGGUCCCGUCCCAUUCGACGACGCUGACAGCCUCGAUAAGUUCUGGAUGUGUCGACGGGGCGACAGAAGUAGCUCCAACGGCGCCGCCCUCCCCAGUCUCAUCGGCCGAUCUCGCUGGGCGCCUGGGCUGGUAGUUGUACGGAGUUCAUAUUCUGUGGGUCAAACCCCUCGUACUCCUCAAAGCCCUCAAACUCGUUUACUCCCCCCAAGUCGCCGGAAUCCAUCAUUGGGAGAGUAGCGUGGUGACAAAGCCGUGGUAUAGCGUAUUGGCGUAUUUAGCAGUAUGGAGGUUGGUGGUCGGAAUACGUCACAGAGGUCAAAGGUCGCGGUACUUCCCUGGCUCGACAACAAAACGCCGCGAAGUUCAAAUGUUGUGGAAACGCUAAUCUAUGAUGGACUAACGUAAAACAAGUAGUGUGGCAUCAUGAGUUACAUCAAGAGUCCCACAGACUCCCCGCUGGUGGAAGGAACCUUUGGACAACUGUUGGACGACACGGCAGCGAGCUGGCCAGACACAGUAGCGUAUGUGUUUAAGAAGACUGGCUCAAGGAUCACAUUCGCCGAGAUACAGGAUAAGGCAAACAGGCUGUCAGCAGGACUGAAGGCCAUAGGGACAGAGCGGGGUGACGUAGUAGCCUGGCUCGUUGGUCAUCACCCGGAAUGGAUCUACUUGUAUUUUGCCGUGGCGAAGUUGGGAGCUAUUGUGUUGCCCCUUCAGGCACAUCGUGUCGGUAGGAGCGAUGAAGCAAUGACUUAUUCCCUAAAAAAGGCUGGUGUGAAGGUACUUGUCAUCGGUGACAUAACCGGAGUCGAUCAGACUGACGACACGGUCCCGUACCUGUGCAGUUUGUUUCCUGAAGUUAAAACAGCGAAACCAGGAAAUCUGCAGAUAAAGAGGUUACCAAAGCUGACGAGUAUUAUUGUGCUUGGGGAAACUGCAACAGGAAUUGGUACUUACAGUAUGAAUGAAGUCCUGACGAUGGGAAGCGAUGCGAAGCUAAUUGCAGAGGUGACGGCUCUUCAAGACCAGCUGGACUGUCACGACCCUUUCCAGUUGGUUUUCACGUCGGGCAGUACUGGACAGCCAAAGUGUGUUGAGCACAGCACUUACAGUGUGUUCAACAUGACCCGUUUGGCCAGCAUAAGUCGGCGCAUGUUAACUGAGGCAACAGCACUCUACCCUUACCUGUCAAACCCACUCGCGGUGGCCACUCCUUUGUUCAUUCCGGGGUUUACGCUUGUUAUUCCUGUCAGCACAGCGCCUUCAUCCGUUGAAAUCAUGAAGGCAAUUCAGGAGGAAAGGUGUCAAACGGCGAUGAUUUUGUUCAUGAAGGAUUUUCACGACCUGAUUCAUAAUCGACAGUUGGGUGAAUAUGACCUUUCUUCACUUCAAAUAGUGAAUGUAGUCGGCAACUUCACACCAAAAAGCCUGAUUGAUCAGGCAGCCGACGUCCUGCCAAACGUAAAAAUUAUGGUUGUCUAUUGAAUGAAGGAGCUUCCGGGCGUGUCAGUAGCUACUGAAAACAUGAUUGGGGAGGGGAAAGGAAGCACAGUAGGCAAACUGCUGCCACAUGUGGAGAUGCAGCUUGUAGACAAAGACGGUAAGGUUGUACCGUUAGGACAUGAAGGAGAGAUCUGGCUGAAAGGGUUCAAAUUGUUCAAACGGUACCGUGGAGACGAGGAGAAAACAUCAAAGGCGAUAACACCUGAUGGCUG
Molecule: messenger RNA, 2409 nt
Organism: Branchiostoma floridae (Florida lancelet)
Lineage: Eukaryota; Metazoa; Chordata; Leptocardii; Amphioxiformes; Branchiostomatidae
Product: medium-chain acyl-CoA ligase ACSF2, mitochondrial-like
Exons: 13
Coding region: 1118-2179 (353 amino acids)
Biological process (GO): fatty acid metabolic process
Molecular function (GO): medium-chain fatty acid-CoA ligase activity
Source: RefSeq, a predicted model, not a curated record